This is a messenger RNA of Zootoca vivipara (common lizard), 4309 nucleotides long. The record is from RefSeq and is a predicted model, not a curated record. NCBI's taxonomy places the organism in Eukaryota, Metazoa, Chordata, Lepidosauria, Squamata, Lacertidae.
GGAGUUCCUGGCCUCCCUACUCUCGGCUUCAUGCUUUUGCCGGCCUCUCUCUCGUCCGCCUCUCUCGCCGAGCCGGAGGGGAUGGAGACCCUGCGGAGGAGCCUCUCCCGGUGGAAGAAGUAUCACAUCAAGGUCCACCUAGCCGACGAGGACCUCCUGCUGCCUCUGACGGUGAAGCCCACCGACACCAUGAUGGACCUGAGGGCGCACCUGGUGCGGGAAGGGGUGACCUCCUGGAAGAAGACCUUCUUUUACAACGCCCGGGUGAUCGAGGAGCACGAGACGGUGAAGGAGGCCAAGAUCCAGAACGGCUCCGUCCUCCUGCUCAUCAACGACAAGAGGGGAAAGGCCGUAGAUGAGUGGUAGAACAUCUGCCUUGUACUCAGAAGGUCCCAGGUUCAACCCCUGACAUCUCCAGAGCCAUUUAAGAAGGAGCUCCGUUGGAUCAGAUCAAAGGCCGUUCGAAUCCGCAACCUCGUUUCUACAGCAGCCAACCAGAUCCAUCGGUAAACACACCAGCAAAGUUAUGUGCAUAGUUUUAAUCCUAUCAAUGUUUCAUGGUAUUGCAAGGGUUGGUUUUCCUAUGUUUUCAUAGAAUCAUAGAAUUGUACUGUCAGAAGGAACCUUUUGCCCAAUGUGGGUCUCGAACCCACGGCCCUGAGAUUAAGAGUCUUGUGCUCUACCUAUCUGGAAGCUGCAUUGGGUCCCAUCAGGGAAAAAGACAGGGAAUAAAUAGUCAUUUACUACUACUACUACAAACAAUAUAUUAAUAUAAUACAUAAUAUAUCAUAAUAAUAAUCUUUGCUCAGUCCCCUCCAUGGAUCUUAGAGUGUGAUCACUGGGCAGGCGUCUGGAUAAACAAUAAUUAUGGUCGCCGGUCGUAUGCUGCGCCUCUCCUGAGUCAGGACUCAGACACGUUGUGUAGAGACGCAAAGCCUGUUUUUCCAGGGCGGCCUGUUUCCCUUUUGUGCCUUCAGUGGAUCUUGUCACUGCUAAUCUUCCUUUUUUGAGAAAGAGCCAAGACCAAGAGCAAGACCAACAGACUGGCGGCUGUGCUUUGGCGACAGCUUGUUUGCUUUUGCUGCAAAUAUAUCCAUGACCCCUUUUCCUCCAAGUGGCUCAAAGUGCCCUGCCCUGUUCUCUGUUGUACAGUACUACCAACCUUACUGUAUGCUUGUGAAACGUGGACCACUUAUAAACGCCAUCUCCAACUCCUUGGAAGAUUCCAUCAACGGUGUCUCCGGAAAAUUUUACACAUCAUUUGGGAAGACAGGUGAACGAAUGCCAGUGUCCUGGAAGAAGCAAAGAUCAAGCGUGCGGAAGCAAUGAUUCUUCAGCAUCAACUUCGUUGGACUGGUCAUGUUGUGUGAUGAUCGUCUUCCAAAGCAACUACUCUAUUCCGAACAUAAAAAUGGGAAGCGUAAUGCUGGUGGUCAACAAAAGAGGUUUAAAGGCAAAUCCAGGCAAAUCUUUAAAAAUGUAGUAUAAACACCGACAACGGGGAAACACUGGCCUGUGAGUGCUCCAAUGGAAGAACAGCCUUUACCAAAGGUGUCAUGGGCCUUGGAGACACUCGAACUUGGGACGAAAGGGAGAAACGUGCUAAGAGGAAGGCACGCUUGGCAAAUCCACACCGUGAUCAACUCCCGCCCGGAAACCAAUGUCCCCACUGUGGAAGGACGUGUGGAUCCAGAAUUGGCCUCCACAGUCACUUACGGACCCAUUGUUAAAAUCUGUGUUUAUGGAGGACAAUCUUACUCGGCUACGAGGGAUCGCCAAAGAAGAAGAAAAAGAAGAAGCACUGUUCUCCCUCUCCUCAUUUCACAGAAUCAUAUAAUUGUUGAGUUGGAAGGGACCCCGGGGUGGGUUCAAACCGCCAACCUUCUGAUCCUAACCACUGCCUCCAUCCAAGUUGACUGGAUGCAGCCCAGAGAAGCACUGAAGGUGUUGGGGAAAGAAGGAGGCCAGAGAGGAGCAGGCAGUGGCAAGCGUCCCUUGUCUCCUGCGCUUAGUGCUCCUCUCCUUGGGGUCCCAUAUCUGCCACUCCUCCUGGCUGCCCCCAGCCUGCCGCCCGAGGCAACUGCCACACUGUGCUCCAUGAGUGGGCCGGCCCUGUCCACUACCACCACCACCAGUGGCCCCCAGCGAGCAGUUGGUCGAGGUGCUGGAUUUGGCACCAGCGGCAGCUCCUGGUUCGGCCUCGGGGGCAGUCCUGCAUGCCCCACAUUUGAGGAACUGAGAAAGAUCCCCUGCACACGGCAAAGAGGUGUGUUAAUUCCAGAUGCUGUGACGCUUUCCUUUGCAGAGUUGGUGACCUGUAUGUCACAGCCAUGAAUAUUGAUGGUAACAUCCAGGGCAUGGGACUCUGUCCUGGUGGUUUUCCACCCGACGCAAGAGAAAACAGCGUAAAGACCCUGUUUUUCUUCCUGCCCCCCCUUUUCUAAUGCGCCGUCAGAUAAUUGGCAGUGUUCGGGAGAAGGAGUCAGCCUCUUCUCCAUGUUGGUAUCCUGGGGGUUGAUAAUGUUGGCCAUAAAAAUUCACUUAAGACUCGGCCUCGCAGAUUUGGGGGCGGUAGGGAUGCUUAUUGCCCUGGCUAAUAUGCAAAAUGUAUUUAUCUAUGUGGUUUCUGAACAAACUGCUUGGUGUGUGUGUGUGCGUGUGUGUGUGUGUGUGUUUGCUGGCAGAAAGAGGUCACCCUGUUGCAAUUCCAGAAGGGGCAGCGGAGCAAACUCUGCUUUUUAAUCAGGAGGGUUGACUCCUCCCCCCUGCAAGAACAUGCAGGAUUAUAACUAGCGUUUGCACAAGACCUUUGCCGGAGAGGUUGUCGGUUGUGAUCCUUGCGAGGACCCUGCGAGGUGGGUCGGUUGCUAUUGAUUAUCUGCUUGCAUGACCCGUUGGGGGGGGGGUCACUGCAACCCCCGAAGCUCCCUGACCUCCCCCCCCCGGGAAACAAAUUUAGGGGUUUGCAACACAAGACACAAUGUGCGUUUAAAACGUACAACUGUCUGCAAACUUUCACAAUUACCCAAGCAAUUGAAUGGUAGCUCCAAAUGAUGAGCUUGCCUGUACAUCUUUCCACGGCUCCCGUGACCCCUGACAACAUUUUGCAUAGCAGAUGUUUCGCUGAGGUGUCGUGUGGUCAAUGCUACCUUGGUCCAGGGCUACCUUAGGGGGCACUUUGUAUCCCAGCUUGAUCACUGAGAUCACCCGUAGGAGUGUUGCUGGUUGUCCCCCCGAGUUGGCGAAAUUGAGAGAGAGAAACCUUUCUCUAGCUUUUUUUUUUUAAUACAACCAGAUAAAAAAUGAGAAGAUAAUUGGUGAAAGUAAGGGUACAUCAACAAAUACAAAACACAUCCAGGCUCCUUUGGCAUUAGCCUACUGUUAUGUACUGAGCUGAAUCCUAGAACAAUAGGAUUCAGAAUCAGCGGGAGCUACCCAAUCCAACUCCAGGUGGAAGUGAAUCCGCAACCUGAUUGGCCUGCUGGAGCAGCCAAUCAGGCGGCUGGCAGAAGUGAAUCUGCUACCUGAUUGGCCUGUAGGAGCAGCCAAUCAGGCUGCAGGCAGAAGUCAAUCCACAAUAUAAUUGGCCCACAGGUGUAGCCCUGAAGUAGCCAAUCACGCAAGGCCCAUUGUGUAAAUAAUGUAUAUAAGCAGAUGGUUUUGGGAAAAGAGCCAUUCGUCUUCUCUUCUUCUCCUUGAUGAAUAUGAGCUGAAUAAAGAGCAUGAAAUUCACUCUCGACUCCGAGUAUAUUUCACCUACUAUGGUGCCCAUGGUGCAGUGGGCCUUCCCUUGCGUUGCACUGCAUCAUGGGUCCCACAGAACACGGGACUGGUUUUGAAGCUGCUGGAGAGGGGGCUGACUUUCGACGUUCUGCCGAAGUGCAACUGCCAAAGGCCAUCCUCUCUGCCCGGGAUCGGACUCUUUGAUAAUGGCAAAGUUAAGAAGCGCAUAUUUCAGGGUGGAAUGUUGUGUAUUGCCAAAACAAAACAAAACAAAACAAUUCUGGACUGCAUCAAUAGGAGUAUAGCAUCUAGAUCAAGGGAAGUAAUACUACCACUGUAUUCUGCUCUGGUCAGACCUCACCUGGAGUACUGUGUCCAGUUCUGGGCACCACAGUUCAAGAAGGAUACUGACAAGCUGGAACGUGUCCAGAGGAGGGCAACCAAAAUGGUCAAAGGCCUGGAAACGAUGCCUUAUGAGGAACGGCUUAGGGAGCUGGGUAUGUUUAGCCUGGAGAAGAGAAGGUUAAGGGGUGAUAUGAUAGCCAUGUUCAAAUAUAUAAAAGGAUGUCAUAUGGAAGAGGGUGAA